Messenger RNA from Exserohilum turcica Et28A, 513 nucleotides. RefSeq lists its product as uncharacterized. Bases 1 to 513 code for a protein of 170 amino acids. Lineage: Eukaryota; Fungi; Ascomycota; Dothideomycetes; Pleosporales; Pleosporaceae. The record is from RefSeq and is a predicted model, not a curated record. The transcript has 2 exons.
AUGUUUUGGUUUCUCCUUUUUCUCAUUUCACUGGCGUCCUGUUCACCUACCAAGGACCUGGUCAAGCGCGGCCUCUCAUGCGAUCUCUUUCCAUCCUCUUCGGCGGAUCUACCCGUAUUUCAUCUUAAUGUUGGAAACAUGAUUAGGCAGAACGUCUUUCCCGUGGAUCAUACACCAUCCCUUCAAGAGCUCCCUCUUCGUACAUGGGCCUACUCAGGACCUGGCCAUCAUAUAACUUUUAGAGCCUGGAGAUCGGCUGAUCAACAAGGAGAAUAUGGGUCAGGCUACUGGGCAAAUUUCGAAAUCCAGGUCACCGCUCCGCUGAGUUUGUUUGUCAAUUUUGCCGCCCAGUCCAGAAGGUCGGGUUCGGAUCCUGGGUUAUCGCAGAUAAGUAACAGAAUCGCGGAGGGAUCAGGCUCAAGUCUCUAUCCACGCAGAACCACAUACAGCGUCUACGUUGGCAAUAUUCAUCAGAAUGUCGGUUUUACUGCUACUGGAAAUUGGCGCCGAUAA